CAAAGUUGUACUUCCUCUAGCGCUGUGGACAACACUGCAGCUUUCGCUUCACUUACACGGAACCACGGUGCUGUUUAACAUGAACACGACUGUCCACAAGUAUACCACACUCGUGCCAGGAACCACCAUUCCGUUGAAUGUGAGCACGGCUACCAACAACUAUACCAUACCAAGAACCAUGAUGCAGCCAAACAUAACCACGCUCUCACCAGAGACUGCCCAUGCCCUAAUUACCAUCUAUGUGGUGGUGCUGGUGGCAGGCAGCGUGGGCUUGGCACUCAUGAUCAGAGUCCUGAAAGCCAACCUGCACUCGUGGACCACAAUUGCCCUCCUGAACUUGAUCUUUGCCCACCUCAUCUUCCUGCUCACCGUGCCAUUCCGCAUCUACUACUACGCGACAGGUUUCUGGUACCUGACCAUGUCCUUCUGCAAACUGGUCAGUGCCAUGAUCCACAUUCACAUGUACAUCGUCUUUGUUAUCUACGCCGUCAUCCUCACUGUGCAUUUCCUGCAAUACUACAAGAAAAUGGAGCAAAUGGUAUUUGACCGGAUGCUCCAUGCCAUGGCGGCCAGUGCCGGGAUGUGGUCCAUCCUGAUCAUCGUUGUCCCCAUCAUCUUGAAGAAUUAUGGCAACACGAAGCAACAGGCUUAUAGCUGCUUUGACUUUCAUAAUGAGCUCGAGAAUCAAUUCACGUUCGUGCUUAAUGUGUUCUUGUCUGUUGGCAUGGUCCUUGUGUCAAUUGUCCUGAGCUAUGUACUCGCAAUCAUUCUGCACUCGGUGGUCAGGAAGCAUGGUCGGGCUUUUCGGGCCCACCAGGAGUUCUGGGCCCAGAUGAAGCACGUCAGCCUUAUGCUCAUCAUCCUCAUUUGCCUGGUGCCCUAUCAACUUUUCCGAUUGUACUACCUCAGGAAUGCUGAAAGGCUGAAGGAGCAUAAUGAGGUGUUUCUGGCCUUCACCACUCUUACGUGCUUCGACAUGCUGCUCCUGUUCUCCGGGAAGGGAAUAUGUCAGAGGUGUGGGGUUUGAUGACAGGAAAUGGUCCUCUAUGUAGUUGAUCGCAGAGAGAACAGAGCAGCAGUCGAGGUUUUCUAGGAGGAGGGUGGUUUACAAACCGGCAAGAUCACAGAUCUACCCUGAUUAUGGCACAAUCACUGGUUGUUUCUUAAGGUCUUUUUCUGAAGAGAAGAAAAACUUUUCAUAUUUCGGAAUAUUUUCAUCCAGCAACUCAAAACAAUACUUCUUAAAACUGAGAAGUAGCACACAAUCAUCGGUUUGUAGCUUACUUGCAUAAGGAUAACUGGCGACUACUAGUUUUCAAUACCUAUUAGCAACGUUACUGUUACCCUAUAAAGUUGGGAUUUGGCGCCAUCUGCAGUAUAGGAAAGAAAUAACGAGAGAAGAAUGGGGCACUCAAACAUCUGUUUAUUCCUUUUUUCUUGAGUGGACUAUGGAGUAAAAUAAAAGAUCAAACUCUGAACUGUGGACAGUAUACAACAGCCCGUAGCUAUCUCUUUGCCAAACUAUAGUGACAUUAAAUAAAUUCUGCAUUAGUAAGAUUAAAGCAGCUAAUCUGUGGCCUCUCUUCUAGCAUAUUUAUCAUUGUUUCUUUUCAUUUCAAGCGAGUAUAGCCAAAAUUAAAGGUGAAAGAACAAGAGAA
Molecule: messenger RNA, 1658 nt
Organism: Electrophorus electricus (electric eel)
Lineage: Eukaryota; Metazoa; Chordata; Actinopteri; Gymnotiformes; Gymnotidae
Gene: gpr141
Product: G protein-coupled receptor 141
Biological process (GO): G protein-coupled receptor signaling pathway
Cellular component (GO): membrane
Molecular function (GO): G protein-coupled receptor activity; oxysterol binding
Source: RefSeq, a predicted model, not a curated record